AUGCGUUUACUCAAUGCAUUUGUCGCCAUCGCGGCCUUCCUUCCUGCUUCCCUCGCCGCGUUGCCCACCAAAGCCGAAGGGUUCGCUUCCGGUACUACUGGCGGCAAGGGUGGCCAAGUUGUUCGUCCUCGCAACAACCAAGAACUCGUCAAUUUUCUCAAGGAUAACACCCCUCGAAUCAUCUACCUGGAGCGUACUUUUGACUUCAAGGGUUCAGAGGGUAGUGCUUCCGAAACUGGAUGCGCGCCUUGGGGUACUGGCUCACACUGCCAGCUCUCCAUCAACAAGAACAACUGGUGCACCAACUAUAACCCUAAUGCUGCCAAGGUUAAUGUCAAGUACGACAAGGCCGGCUUGAACCCCAUUUUGGUCGGCUCUAAUAAGAGUAUCAUCGGUGUCGGCUCUAAGGGAGUUAUUAAAGGCAAGGGACUUCGUAUGGCUAAUGGUGUCAAGAACGUCAUCGUUCAAAACAUCCAUAUCACCGAUCUUAACCCUAGCCUGGUCUGGGGAGGCGACGCUAUUACCCUGGAUGGGACUGAUAAUAUCUGGAUUGACCACUGCACUACUUCCUUGAUCGGUCGGCAGCACAUUGUUCUAGGUACUCAGGCUAGUGGUCGUGUCUCCAUCACCAACAACAAGAUCGACGGUCUUAGCAACUGGUCAGCUAGCUGCAACACUUACCAUUACUGGGGUAUCUUGUUCCUGGGCUCAAAUGACCUUGUUACAUUCAAAGGCAACUAUAUGUACCACGUCUCCGGUCGCGCUCCCAAGGUCGCUGGUAACACUGUUCUCCACGUUGUCAACAACUAUUUCCACGACAUUUUCGACCACGCAUUCGAAGUCGAGGACAAGGCUCAGGUUCUUAUCGAAGGAAACAUUUUCCAGAACGUCAAGAACCCUUCCAAGCCUGGCAAUAAAGGCCGUAUCUUUAGCGUCCCUACCGCUGGUGCUACUGGUGUAUGCAAAGCUUCGCUCGGACGUGCAUGCCAGAUGAACGCUUUCGGAAGUUCUGGUACCAUGCCUGGUGAUGAUUCCGGGUUUCUCGGAAACUUCAAAGGCAAGUCUAUUGCGGCUGCCGGUAGUGCACAAACCGCCAAGAACGCUAUGACUCAGGCUGGUUUUGGUGUCGCUUAA
Molecule: messenger RNA, 1134 nt
Organism: Fusarium venenatum
Lineage: Eukaryota; Fungi; Ascomycota; Sordariomycetes; Hypocreales; Nectriaceae
Product: pectin lyase fold/virulence factor
Molecular function (GO): pectate lyase activity
Source: RefSeq, a predicted model, not a curated record